AUGUCCGCGUAUGAGCGUGAAUGCGAGCACGGGUAUGACUAUGAGCCGCUCUCCUCCACCGGCGGCGACAGCGAUGCGUUCAGGCUGCUCCUCCUCGAGCCCUCUACGUCCCGCGGCGACGAACUCAGGGGAUCCCUACGCAACACCACCCUUGCUGAGUGUGACUACGACCUGAUCGACCCUUACACAGCCCUGUCUUACGUAUGGGGCACGUCAGAAAGGGCAUGUCGGAUCCGACUCAUCCAUGACGGCGGCCAUGGCAAUCUCUUCGCCAUCACCAAGUCGCUCGGCGACGCCCUGCGCGACCUGCGCGACCCCACGCGCGUGCGAAGGGUCUGGGCUGACGCCCUCUGCAUUGAUCAGCAAAACGUCGGGGAGCGCAACGCCCAGGUUAGCUUGAUGGGGCGCAUCUACUCGACCGCCCACAGCACCGUCAUCCACCUCGGCAAUCUCACGCCCGACGUCUCUGAUGUGUUUUCCGUUCCCCGAGGUCUCGCCGCCGAGCCCGAGACAGAUAACGGCGAAAGUACCGACGUCGCCGUGACACGAGCAGGAGGAGGGCCUUGGAGCCUACUGUCCAAAACGUGGUUCGAGCGGGUCUGGGUUUUCCAGGAACUUGUCCUGUCCAGAGAUCCUUGGGUCCAGUGUGGCUGUAGACGAAUACGAUGGCGCGAGUUUUGUAACUACUUUCUGGGUCGCAGCCCGGGCGCGUCGCAAAGGGCUCACGGCGACGAGGAGAAGCAGCGCGUCAUGGCGGAUAUGAACUCUAGCUGGGCUAGCAAGUCGAGGUUCCCUCUACACCGCGCCGUCAAGGCCCGCAGAGGCCUAGGCGCCACGAACCCGGCCGAUUUUGUCUACGCUACUUUUGGCAUCAUCAGUGAUCUCAAUACUGUCGAACAAUACCUCAAGGUCGACUACAACAUGCCAGUUGGCCAUACGUUUGGCAAAGUUGCACAGUACAUGUUCUACCAGCUCGGCAUUGAACAAAUGAUGUUUCACGUAGACGACGCUCCUGCUACCAAACGGAUAGAGGGGCUUCCUUCCUGGGCACCGGAUUGGACUCUUGAAGCUUCUUACACGAAGCGAAAUCCGUUGUGCAUGGUCAAGGACAACAGCCUGACCCACAUCAGAGUGAAGGGAGUUCAUCAUGCUUUCACCCAGCCUGCGAACAGUGGCCUCCCGCACGUGUUGGGGCACAUCGGCAUGAGGGUGGCCACGAUUCAACACGUCAGCUGUGUCGUGCCUUUUGGCCCGCAGAAUUCGCACCUGACUGCAGAGUACGACUGCGCAAGAGCUGACUUGAUGAAGUUGUACAGGAACGCUUACGGAUCAGGAGACAGGUUCGGUCAGUAUCGACACGUCCCGCUCAAGGGCAAGGAAGCUGAGCAUGAGCAUCUCUGUGAGGUUGUCGGUGGUACAUGGGUCCGGGCAUUUGAAAACUUUCAUAGGCAGUCAACUCCCAAUUGCUCAUCGGGUGCUACUAUCCCAAGCGCUCGCCAGCAACAUGGAGAGACCAGAUUUGUCGAAAUUCUCUCGCAGUGGCUGGCAUCAGAAGCGAGCAAGAAGCGCGAGUUCGUGGGCUCGGGCACCAGCGGCGUCAUCAAACGGCUCUACGGCUACUUUGCCAGAACAACCGGCGAUUCCGACCUCGAAGGCCGACGGCUGGCAUCAACGGUGGGCGGCGGGAUGAGUAUCGUGCCGGCACAGGCUUCGCAAGGGGACGUCAUUGCGUAUCUCGUGGGCAGCGACACGCCCGUCUUGCUGCGCUCGUGGGAUGCCGGGGCGCACGAGCGAGAGAUUGAGUGUCUCUUGUUGGAAUCGCUGAGGCGGCGUGGCUUUGGCGUCGUCACGAUGACCAACGAGCAGAAAGAGCAGGAGUUGUGGAGGGUUCCUGAAGAAGGCGACGUCUCGAUUGAGCACUUCUCAGUCAUUGGGGAGGCGUAUUUAGAUGGACAUGUGGGCUGGGCUUUGAGGUAUCUGCCGAAAGAGUCUGACAUGCGAGUAUUUGCAUUGCACUGA
Colletotrichum orchidophilum is the source of this 2019-nucleotide messenger RNA. Its product is annotated as HET domain-containing protein. The transcript has a single exon. The record is from RefSeq and is a predicted model, not a curated record. Bases 1 to 2019 code for a protein of 672 amino acids. Lineage: Eukaryota; Fungi; Ascomycota; Sordariomycetes; Glomerellales; Glomerellaceae.